AGUUUAGUAUUUAAAAGAUUCGCUUAGCAAAAAGUACAUUGAGUGAAUUGUAGCUGGUGGAUAAAAAAUAAAAAAAAAAACAAAUAAUUAAAUACAAAUAAGAAAAAAACCAAACAUGCGUUUAUGGAAUGCACAAACAAACUUCAGGCUAUUUUUAGGCCUUUUAAUAACAUUACUCAGUGUCGAUCAUUUAGAUGCCUAUAAAUUUUUGGGUGUGUUGCACUUUAGUUCUAAAUCCCAUUUUAUAGUCGGUUCUGCCCUAAUGCGUGGCCUAGUGGAAAAGGGUCAUGAAGUGACAGUAAUAAGUCCAUUUCCUUUGAAAAAACCUAUGAAAAAUUAUUAUGAUGUACCGGUGCCAUCGGUAUUAAAAAUAAUGGAAAAGGAAACUGAUGGACUAUUAGAAACAACGAAACGUAGUUUGUUGGAAAAUAUUGUAUCAUUUCAUAAUAUUGGCUUGAGAGUGACAGAGGCAGUUCUCAAUGAACCGAGUGUUAAAGCUUUACUGGCCAGCAAUCAAACUUUCGAUGCUGUCAUUUCUGAAGUAUUUUUAGCGGAAGCUUUAUAUGGUAUAAGUGAACAUUUUAAGGCGCCUUUGAUAGGUUUGGGUACUUUUGGUGCCAUUGCAUGGAAUACAGAUAUGGUAGGAUCCCCUUCACCUCUCUCGUAUGUGCCCAAUGCAUUUUUACCCUUUACCGAUCAUAUGUCACUCAAAGAGCGUCUCAUAAAUUUGGGCUUUUCCACAUUUGAACGUUUGUUUUUGGAACUCUACUAUUUGCCAAAACAAGAGCAAAUUUAUAAUAAAUAUUUCCCCGAUAAUGAAAGAAACAUGUAUGAUGUACGAAAAAAUGCUGCCUUGGUGCUGCUAAAUUCCCAUGUCUCUUUAAGUUUUCCACGUCCCUAUGUACCCAAUCAGGUGGAAGUGGGUGGAAUGCAUAUUCACCGUAACAGAAACCCAUUACCGCAAGAUAUAGAGAAAUUCAUAAAUGAGUCACAGCAUGGUGUGAUAUAUUUCUCUAUGGGUUCUAAUAUUAAGGCGAAAAAUCUGCCUAUUGAAAAAAGACAGGAGUUGCUGAAAGCUUUAAAAUCUCUUAAACAACGAGUGCUAUGGAAAUUUGAAGAUUCUCAACUAGAAGGUAAACCGGAUAAUGUUUUCAUUAGUGAUUGGUUUCCCCAGGAUGAUAUAUUGGCUCAUGAUAAUGUCAAGGCUUUCAUUACACAUGGUGGUCUACUGAGCACCACUGAGAGUAUAUACCAUGGUAAACCCUUUAUAGGCAUACCCAUAUUUGGUGAUCAAUUUCUUAACAUGGCCAAGGCAGUGGCUAAUGGUUAUGGUAUUAUGUUGGAUUAUAAAAAUUUAACUGCAACGGCUUUGCAACAAGCAGUGGAAACUAUGUUGGGUAAUCCCAACUAUACUAAAUUGGUAAGAAAUAUGUCAAAGCGUUAUAGAGAUCAACCUAUGAAACCUUUAGCUUUGGCCACCUAUUGGGUGGAGCAUGUGGCGAGACAUAAGGGUGCCAAAUAUCUACAUUGUGCCGGUUUGGAUUUGAAUUUUAUACAAUAUCAUAAUAUUGAUGCUAUAGUGAUUUUGUAUGGCGGUCUUUUAUUUGUGUUAGUCAUAGUCCUAUGGCUAUUGAAGUGUUUGGUGAGAUUAGUGUGUGGCAAGAAAUCGAAAUUGGAUAAUAAGAAAUUAAAGAAGAAUAUAAUUAUAAUGCGUGUCACUAAUUUAUUCUUACUAUUUAUGUCCAUCUACUCAGCUGUAGUAGUGGAUUCAUAUAAAUAUUUGGGUGUUUUACAUACUGGUGCAAAAUCACAUUUUAUUGUUGGAUCAGCUUUAAUGAAAGCUUUAGCCCAAAAGGGUCAUGAAGUUUAUGUGAUCUCACCGUUUCCACAGAAAAAACCUAUUAAAAAUUAUCAUGAUGUACCUUUAGAAACGAUGAUGAAGAAAAUGAAUGAGCUUACCAGUACUUUGUUUGAUAGUAACGAUAGAAGUGUAAUCGAAAAUGUAGUCAACUACUUUGAUAUGGGUAUCGAUUUGACUGAAACCGUUUUAAAGGAAGCCAAUGUACAACAACUUAUGGCCAGUAAUCAUACAUUUGAUGCUGUUAUAUGUGAAGUUUUUCUCUCCGAAGCACUAUUUGGUUUAAGUGAACACUUUAAGGCACCACUUAUUGGUCUGGGCACAUUUGGUGCUAUAUCAUGGAAUACAGAUAUGGUGGGCUCUCCCUCUCCUCCUUCUUACAUACCCAGUCCAAUGUUGCAAUUUACCGAUCAUAUGACUCUUACCGAACGUGUGGGAAAUUUGGCUUUUGCCACAUUCGAAAGAUUAUUUUUGGAUUAUCACUAUUUACCCAGACAGGCGGCUUUAUAUGAGAAAUAUUUCCCUCAUUUGGAAAGAGAUAUGUAUACAGUGCGUAAAAAUGCUGCUGCUGUUUUGCUUAAUACUCAUGUAUCCUUGGGUUAUGCCAGACCAUAUAUGCCCAAUCACAUUGAGGUGGGCGGUAUGCACAUUAAUCGCCAACGUAAACCUUUACCCGCCGAUAUAGAGAAAUUUAUCAGUGAGGCUAAACAUGGUGUCGUCUACUUUUCCAUGGGUUCUAAUUUAAAGAGUAAGGAUUUUCCCGCAGCCAAGAAACAGGAGCUAUUGAAUGCCUUUAAAAGCCUUAAACAAAGAGUCUUAUGGAAAUUUGAAGAUCUGAAGAUGGAAGGCAAACCCGAUAAUGUUUUCAUUAGUGACUGGUUCCCUCAGGACGAUAUAUUGGCUCAUGAAAAUGUUAAAGUUUUCAUUACGCAUGGUGGUCUUUUAAGUACCACUGAAAGUAUUUACCAUGGUACUCCCGUUAUUGGCAUACCCAUAUUUGGUGAUCAAUUUCUUAACAUGGCUCGUGCAGAAGCUAAUGGUUAUGGCAUACGUUUAGACUAUCAAACCUUAAAUGCUAAGGAUCUAAUAGCAGCUGUUGAACGUGUGAUAAAUAAUGAAAGUUAUAAUCAACGUAUAAAGGAAAUGUCUGCCACAUAUAGAGAUCAACCUAUGUUGCCUGUGGAUUUAGCUGUCUAUUGGGUGGAGCAUAUUGCUCGUCACAAGGGUGCUAAAUAUUUACAUUGUGCUGGUUUAGAUUUAAAUUUUAUUGAAUAUCAUAAUAUUGAUGCCAUGUUAAUAUUAUAUGGUGGUAUUCUAUUUACUCUUUUUGCUAUUAUCUACUUUUUGAAUAUGUUGAUUAAGACGAUGUUGAGGAAAUUCGCUCCUCAACAGAAGUCUAAUAAGAAGAACAAACAGAAAAAGAAUUAAUUAAGAGAAAGGCUAUUGUAACUUAUGUAAAUAAAUUUAGUAAAUUUUUAUAUUAUUUUUUAAAUUAAUUGAUGAAAAUAAAUUUAAAAUUAUUGUCUUUAAA
Lucilia sericata (common green bottle fly) is the source of this 3389-nucleotide messenger RNA. RefSeq lists its product as uncharacterized. The record is from RefSeq and is a predicted model, not a curated record. Gene Ontology annotation, molecular function: UDP-glycosyltransferase activity. The transcript is spliced from 6 exons. The coding region runs from base 116 to 3286 and encodes 1056 amino acids. Lineage: Eukaryota; Metazoa; Arthropoda; Insecta; Diptera; Calliphoridae.